Messenger RNA from Chelonia mydas (Green sea turtle), 6004 nucleotides. RefSeq lists its product as uncharacterized. Bases 191 to 6004 code for a protein of 1937 amino acids. The record is from RefSeq and is a predicted model, not a curated record. NCBI's taxonomy places the organism in Eukaryota, Metazoa, Chordata, Testudines, Cheloniidae. The transcript has 16 exons. Gene Ontology annotation, molecular function: DNA-binding transcription repressor activity, RNA polymerase II-specific. Gene Ontology annotation, biological process: negative regulation of transcription by RNA polymerase II.
CGCCGCUCCCGGCCCCUCCCGGCAGCCAGGCCGCGGCUCCCUCCCUCCCUCCGGGCCGCGCUCGCUCUGCUCCGCCCGGCAGCGGGGCCGGCCCGUGGCGAGGCGGCGCCGGGACUCUGCCCAGCCCGCAGCGGGAGCGGGGCUCGGCCGGGCCGGGCCCGCAGCGGGAGCAGCCCCGCCCGGGGGGGCCAUGGCCGAGCGGGCCGCUGCCCAGGCUCCACAAUGGGAUGUCACAGCCGAGCAGCCAGUGCCUUUAACCCCCCCGACUGCCCCUGAGCAUACUUCUGAGGCAGGAAUGCAGCUGCCGCUGGAACAGACUGCCAUGUGGCCAGAGGUGACUGUGGAGACGACCGUGGAGUCGCAUGCCACGCGACUGUUGACGCUAGAGGGAAGAAUGGGGAUGGCGGAGAACAAACUAGUUGGCUGCGAGAGGACAGUGGUGGAGUUUGGGAACCAGCUGGAGAGUAAGUGGGCCGUGCUGGGAACUCUGAUCCAGGAGUAUGGGCUGCUGCAGAGGAGGCUGGAGAACAUGGAGAACCUGCUGAAGAAAAAAGAUGUCUGGAUCCUAAAACUUCCCCCAGGCACCCAGGGAGAAGUCCCCAAGGUCCCUGUGAAGUUCGAUGAGGUCUCGGGCUGUUUCUCCGGGCAGGAGUGGGGGGUUUUAGAGCAACGGCGGGAGGAGCUUCACAAGAACACAAUGAGGAACAACUAUGAGACGUUGAUCUCGCUGGACAAUGCUGCUUCCAUGCCUGAUGCUCAGGCCCGGAUUGAACCCGGGGUAGAGCCUCGUGUCCAGGAACAGCAGGAAUGUCAAAAAAGAGAAACCCCGCCGGAUCCCAGCACAGGAUCUCCCAUUUCUACUCCCAGCGAUAGCUCAUGGAUUAAACAAGAGGAAACGCCAUGUGCUGAAAGUCAGGGGGGCUUGGUGGAGAGAGAAAUCCCUACAGAUCCCAUCAAGGCAGAUGAGUGGUGUCUUGAGGACAGUGCUGCCAUCCCGGAACUUCCCAGGGGGGCGCAAGGAAGCUCAGAGGAGGAUUUCCAGACACCUGCUGAGAGAUGGAGCCAUGGAAAUCAGUGCAGCUCACUGACACAGCAGGGAAACCCUGCAGGAAGCAGCCUGGGCCAGCCCACUCCGUGUGGAGGAGACUUCAGCGGCCUUGCACCAGCCACUGAUCAGGAGGAAAGUCACCCAGGAGAGGGACCGUAUAUAUGCAAUGAAUGUGGGGAAAGCUUUGUCUGUAAGCAGUUGUUCGCAGUGCACCAGGGAGUCCACGCACCAGGGGAAGUCUCCAUUUCUCCAGUAUGUGGAGAAGGCCUCACUCAGAAAUCCAAUCUCCUACAUCCCCAGAGAAGCCAGGUCCUGGCAGGUGCAAAGCCCUACAAAUGCUCUGAGGGCGAGAUAAACUUUAGCCUCAAAUCCAGCCUUCUCAAGCACCAGGUCAGUCACAUGGGGUACACCUGCGCUAAGUGCAGGAAGAGCUUCAGGCUGAAGAUAAGCCUCCUCGUCCACCAGCGACUCCACGCCGGGAAGGGUGAGGGCUCGCUGCUCUGUACAGACUGCGGGAAGAACUUCAGCCACCCCUCGCAGCUGGUCCGGCACCAGCGGAUCCACACUGGGGAGCGGCCCUACCAGUGCACCGACUGCGAGAAGAGCUUCACGGAGAAGUCCAAGCUGACCAACCACUACCGCACGCACACCGGCGAGCGGCCCUACGCCUGCGCCCAGUGCGGGAAGCGCUUCAUCCGCAAGCACCACCUGCUGAAACACCAGCGCGUGCACACGGGCGAGCGGCCCUACCAGUGCCCCGAGUGCGAGAAGAGCUUCACCCAGAAGUACUACCUCGUCGAUCACCGGCGGCUGCACACAGGCGAGCGCCCCUUCCAGUGCCCCACCUGCCAGAAGAGCUUCACCGAGAAGUCCAAGCUCACCAGCCACUUCCGCAUCCACACGGGAGAGCGGCCCUACCACUGCGGGGAGUGCGGGAAGCGCUUCACAGAGAAAUCCCAGCUCACCAACCACUUCCGCAUCCACACCGGGGAGCGGCCCUACGCCUGCGCCCAGUGCGACAAGUGCUUCAUCCGCAAGCACCACCUGCUGAAACACCAGCGCGUGCACACGGGCGAGAGACUCCAUCGCUGCCCCCAGUGCGAGAAGAGCUUCCGCUACAAACAGUCGCUGAACUGCCACCUGAAAAUCCACCUGGGGAACCACUGCCCCGUGGGCAGCGCCCUGGCCCCCGAGCAACAAACCCCGGCUAGACCUCGUUGUGCUCUUGAAUGGGACAUGGAGUCCCAGGACCUGUCACUUGAACAGCCUCUUGCUGUCCCCGAAACAACUUCUAUGGAAGAAACAGAUCUUCAGACAGCAGAGAUUUCCCUUACCGUCGUGGCUGAAAUCCAAGCUGUGGACAGGAAGGUUGAGGUUCAGGCAGCACAACUGAUGAAUCUGGAGGGAAGAAUGAGGAUGGCAGAAACGAAACUAGUCGGUUGUGAGAAGACAGCAGUGGAGUUCGGGAAUCAGCUGGAGAGUAAGUGGACUGCGCUGGGAACUCUGAUCCAGGAGUAUGGACAACUGCAGAGGAGGCUGGAGAACAUGGAGAACCUGCUGAAGAACAGGAACUUCUGGAUCCUGAGACUCCCCCCUGGUGCUAAUGGAGAAGUCCCCAAGGUCCCAGUGACUUUCAACAACAACUCGUUUAAUUUCUCUGAGCAGGAGUGGAAGAGCUUGGACGAAUGGCAGAAGGAGCUUUACAGGCACAUCAUGAAGGGCAACUACGAGGCUGUGAUCUCGCUGGAUGCUGCCAUUUCCAAACCCGACCUUUUGUCCCGGAUUGAACGAGGGGAGGAACCCAGUGUGGGAGAUCAGAGUGACUCUGAGGAAAGACAAAUCCCUGCAGAUCCCGGCCUGGGAUCUCCCGUUUCUGCUCCCAGUGAGAGCUUGUGGACUAAAUAUGAGGAGCCGCCUGUCACGAAUCAGGGAGUCUCUGAAGAGGGAGGGAUCCCUACGGACCUUGGCACAUAUGAGCAGCAGUGUGGUGAGGAAGGUCCUGCAAACCUAGAUCUUCCUAGCCUGUUACCAGGAGACUGGGAAGAGCUUUUCUGCAGUCCUGAGGAGGAAUUGACGAAGGAGAGCCAGUCCAGCUCAGCGAUGCUGCAGAGGAGCCCUCCUGGGACUGGGCUGAGGCGAUCUGCUCGCCGUGGAAGAGAUUUAAUGAAAAAUGUCUCUGAGGAAGCACAUGCAGCAGAGGGGCCGUACAUAUGCUGCGAGUGUGGGGAAAGCUUCCUAGACAAACAGCUUUUUGCCACACAUCAGAGAAUCCAUGCAUCAGGGGGAGCCUGCACUUCUCUGGAGCAUGGAGAAAACAUUAGACAGAAACCCAAAAUCACAACUCCUCCAAAAACCCAGGCACCCAUCCGUUCAAAACCCCCUAAGCGCCCUGAGCCAGAGAAAAGCUCCAGUCUCAAAUACGGCUUCGUAAAACACCAGGCAAACCACAUGGUGGAGAGGCCCUAUACGUGCACUCAGUGCAGGGAGAGCUUUAGUCUGGAGGUGAGUCUUAUCUUACACCAGAAGCUUCACACGGGGAAGGGCGAUGGGCCCCUGACGUGUACGUAUUGUGGCAAGGACUUCCGGGACCUCUCCAAAGCGAUCCGACAUCAGCGGAUCCACACGGGAGAGCGACCAUAUCAGUGCACGGAGUGUGGGAAAAGCUUCAUCCGCAGGGAUCAUCUCCUGAAGCACUGGCGGGUCCACACGGGGGAGACGCCGUACCAGUGCCCCGUCUGUGGGAAGAACUUCCGCUACAAGGAGUCGCUGAACUGCCACCAGAAAAUUCACACGCGGAACCCCCAGCCCCUGGAGGGCUCACAGCAGCUGGAGACAGGAACCCAGACCACCCUCCUCGGUGUGAAAAAAGAAAAUAAACAGGAGCUGACGGCGGUGAGCGGCCUUGCAGCGGGCCCGGGCCGCUGCAGGGACCCGCCCCGGCCCGAGCUCCAGGCGGCUGAACCGGGUGCGGCCCGAGCGCCGCGUUUCCGUGCGGACGGGACCGACCCGAGCCCGCAGAGCGUCCGACAAGGCCCCGGGGCUCCCGGCGCCGCGAUCCCCCCGCCGCCAGGGGCCGCUGCCGCCCCGCUCCCCGCCGGCCCCGCCCCGCCGCUCCCGGCCCCUCCCGGCAGCCAGGCCGCGGCUCCCUCCCUCCCUCCGGGCCGCGCUCGCUCUGCUCCGCCCGGCAGCGGGGCCGGCCCGUGGCGAGGCGGCGCCGGGACUCUGCCCAGCCCGCAGCGGGAGCGGGGCUCGGGCUCGGAUCCGGAUCCAGCCGCCCGGCUCGUUCCCUGCGGAGCAGCCUCGCCCGGUGCCCCCAGCCCGGCCAGCGGGAGCUCCCGGGGCCGCCCCCGGGCCGCGGUGAGGGGCGCGCCCGGGCUGGGACAAAGGGCCAUGGCCGAGCGGGCCGCUGCCCAGGCUCCUGAAUGGGACGUGGAGUCCCAGCACUCACCUCUUUCGCAGCCCCACGCUGUCCCCAGACGGACCUCUGUGAGGGAAGCCCCGCUGCAAACUGCGGAGAUCUCCCUGACUCUAGUGGCUGCAAUUCAAGCCGUGGAGAGAAAAGUGGACGCUCACGCCGUCCGGUUGCUGAACCUGGAAGGGCGAACAGGGACGGCUGAGAAGAAAUUGAUAGGUUGUGAGAAGACCGUGGUGGAGUUUGGGAACCAGCUGGAGAGUAAGUGGGCCGUGCUGGGAACUCUGAUCCAGGAGUAUGGGCUGCUGCAGAGGAGGCUGGAGAACAUGGAGAACCUGCUGAAGAACAGGAACUUCUGGAUCCUGAGACUCCCCCCUGGCACUAAGGGGGAGGUGCCCAAGGUCCCAGUGACAUUUGAUGACGUCUCCGUCUAUUUCUCCGAGCAGGAGUGGGAGAACUUAGACGAAUGGCAGAAGGAGCUUUACAAGAACGUGAUGAAGGGGAAUUACGAGACCCUGAUCUCGCUGGACUAUGCCAUCUCCAAACCCGACAUCCUGUCCCAGAUAGACCGGGGGGAGGAGCCGUGUGUCAGGGAUCGGGAGGACUCCGAGAGGAGAGAGAUCCCUCUGGAGCCCUGCUCGGCAGAUGGUGGGGUGGUGGUCAAAGUGGAGGAGGAGAACCCUGAGGAGGAGCUGGAGAACUUGGAGCUACAAAGGACUUCGCCGGAAACGGAGGUUUUCCAGUGUCUGGAGCAGGGAACACCCCCUGAGGAGAGUCUGUGCAGCCCCGAGAGGGAGCCAGCGGGCCUGCCCGGAAACGGCCUGGAGGAGCCGUCUCUGUGCGGGACAGACUCCCAGGAGCUCGAGCCCUUGCUUGUUCACCUGCGGAGCCCCGCAGCAGCGAGGCUGUUCGUAUGCGCCGAGUGCGGGAAGAGCUUCCGCAGCCGGCAGCAUCUCACCCUGCAUCAGAGGGACCACACAGGAGCGGGGGCCUGCCUGCCGCAGCCUGGGGAGAGCUUCACCCUGAAACAUGGCCCCAGACCCCUCCCCGGGGCCCAGGCGGGAGGCAAACCCUACAAGUGCUCCGAGUGCGAGCGCAGCUUCUGCCACAAGUCCAGCCUGCGGAAGCACCACCUGGCGCACAGCGGGGAGCGGCCCUACACCUGCGCCGAGUGCCGGAAGAGCUUCAAGCAGAGGGUGAGCCUGGUGCUGCACCAGCGGAUCCACUCGGGGAAGAGCGAAGGCUCCUUCAUCUGCACACAGUGCGGUAGGUACUUCAGCCACCACUCCAACCUGACGCGGCACCUGCGCAUCCACACGGGGGAGCGGCCCUACAAAUGCACCGAGUGCGAGAAAAGCUUCACGCGCAACCAGUACCUGGUAGAGCACCAGCGCAUGCACGCAGGCGAGCGCCCCUAUCACUGCCCUGAGUGCGGCAAGAGCUUCCGCUACAAGCGAUCGCUCUAUUACCACCAGAACAUCCACACCGGGAAGGGCUUCCCCCUGCAGGGCGUGCUGGACCCCGGGCCGGGCCACGUGGGGUAG